Molecule: messenger RNA, 3459 nt
Organism: Prunus dulcis (almond)
Lineage: Eukaryota; Viridiplantae; Streptophyta; Magnoliopsida; Rosales; Rosaceae
Product: probable LRR receptor-like serine/threonine-protein kinase RFK1
Exons: 24
Coding region: 221-3250 (1009 amino acids)
Biological process (GO): protein phosphorylation
Molecular function (GO): protein kinase activity; protein binding; ATP binding
Source: RefSeq, a predicted model, not a curated record
CAAAGCAGUUCAAACACUGCUUUUACUUGCAGUCACUUGUCGAAAUUUCAAAGCAUUGCAUUCUGUCAAAUGUCAACUACAUGCAUUGCUGACUAGCCUGGCUUCUUCAAAGCUCAAAUUGAGAAGCUGUCAGCUAGAAUAUCAUAUCAUAUCAGUGGCUGCACACCACUGUUCCUUCGCAAGCCAAGAGUUUUGUUCCAAAUCUUGAAUCUUUAUCACCAUGGUGGCUAAGAGCAGUAGCCUCUUUGUUUUAUUGGUUACUGUGCUAAGCUGCAGCUUCAGCUUGGUGAGGUUUGCAGAGUCCAAGGUGCCCCAAGAUGAAAUUGAUGCUCUCCAAGAAAUAACUAGUACGAUGGGUGCGAAGUUUUGGAAGUUUAAUGGUGAUUCUUGCAAAAUUGAAAUGGUUGGGGUAACAGCAGAUCCGCCAAAAGGAUCUGAGACUGGCAUAAGUUGUGACUGCAACAGCACUGUCUGUCACGUCGUAACGUUAGCUCUCAAGGGUUACAGUCUACCUGGCAUGCUUCCACCUCAACUGGUCAAACUUCCUUACCUUAAAGAAAUUGAUUUGUCUCUCAAUUAUCUUAAUGGUACAAUACCAGGAGAAUGGGGUGCAAUGCAAUUAACAAAAAUCUCUCUUCUUGUAAAUCGCUUAUCAGGGGAGAUUCCAAAGGAGUUGGGAAAUAUUACUACUCUCACAUACCUGACUCUUGAAGCAAAUCAGUUCUCUGGGAUUGUUCCUCCUGAGCUUGGGAAUUUAAUCAACUUGGGAACUCUGAUGUUGUCCUCCAAUCGUUUGACGGGAAAGUUACCAGUGGCAUUGGCUAGGCUAAGAAAUUUAACAGACUUUAGAAUAAACGAUAAUAACUUCAAUGGAACGAUACCUGAUUUCAUACAGAAUUGGGAAAAACUUGAGAGAUUAGAAAUGCAUGCAAGUGGGCUUCAGGGACCCAUCCCCUCCAACAUAUCUCUUUUGAAUAAUUUACAAGAGUUGAGGAUUAGCGAUAUAAAGGGGCCACAGCAAGGUUUUCCUACGUUGACAAACAUGACAGGCCUAGUGAGAUUGGUUCUCAGAAACUGCAACAUUUCUGGGGAGAUUCCUCCAUACAUCUGGACGGUACAAAACCUGGAAAUGUUGGAUGUCAGUUUUAACAAGUUAGUAGGGGAAGUUCCAGACACUAUAAACUUAGAGCGUUUGAGAUUCCUGAUUUUAACUGGAAACUCUCUGAGUGGAAGUGUACCUGGCUCAAUCUUCAAGGAUGGAAGUAAUGUUGAUCUUUCAUACAAUAACUUUACAUGGCAAGGCCCUGAGCAACGUACUUGUCAGGACAACAUCAAUCUAAACCUGAACUUGUUUCGAAGCUCUUCAACAGAGAACAACUUAAGGAGAGGUCUUCCAUGCUUGAAGGAUCUCAACUGCCCACGCUAUUCAACUUGUUUACAUGUUAAUUGUGGUGGAAAUGAUGUCACCAUCAAAGAAAAUAAAGGAAACGUUGUGUAUGAAGGAGACGGAGGAGUUGAAGGUGGCGCUGCAGAGUAUUUCUUAAACGGUGAUUAUUUUUGGGGAUUUAGUAGCACUGGAGACUUCAUGGAUGACAACGAUUACCAAAAUACACGUUACUCUGUAUCUCUGGCAUCUUCAAAUCUCUCUGAUUUAUACACGACAGCACGCAGAUCCCCAAUUUCAAUCACAUAUUUCCAUUAUUGCUUAGAAAAUGGUGAUUAUACUGUAAGUGUUCACUUUGCGGAGAUACAGUUUACAAAUGACCAAACAUAUACGAGUCUUGGCAGACGUGUAUUUGAUAUCUAUGUUCAGGAAGAAGUAUUGCGAAAGGAUUUCAAUAUUGAAGAUGAGGCAAAGAUGGCUCAAAAGCCUGUAAUACUAGAACAUAAUGUCAGUGUAACAAAUAAUAUCUUAGAGAUCCGAUUCUAUUUUGCUGGUAAAGGGACAACAAGAAUCCCUGACAGAGGAGUCUAUGGUCCCCUUAUCUCUGCUAUUUCUGUGAAAUCUGAUUCCAAAGAUUGCUCAAAUGGUGAAAGCAAGGGAACUGCUCACAUUGUUGCUGGAGCUGUAGUAGGAGCAUUUGGCCUAGUGUUUGUUAUAUUAGGAAUCCUUUGGUGGAAAGGAUACAUGCCAGGCAAAAGGGGGAGAAAGAAAGAUAGAGGACUUGAUGGGCAGACAGGGACUUUUACCUUAAAACAAUUAAAAGCUGCCACUAAUGACUUCGAUUCUGCUAACAAAAUCGGAGAAGGUGGUUUUGGUCCUGUGUACAAGGGUCAAUUGCCUGAUGGUACAGUGAUAGCCGUUAAGCAGCUUUCAUCUAAGUCAAGGCAGGGAAAUCGUGAAUUCUUAAAUGAGAUGGGCAUGAUUUCUUGUUUCCAGCACCCAAAUCUUGUGAAGCUUCAUGGAUGUUGUAUUGAUGGAGGUCAGCUAUUGCUGGUCUAUGAGUACAUGGAAAACAAUAACCUUGCACGAGCAUUGCUUGGUAGAGAAAAUCAUCUUAAACUGGACUGGCCAACAAGGCGUAAUAUAUGUAUUGGGAUAGCAAGAGGACUAGCUUUUCUCCAUGAAGAAUCUGUACUUAAAAUUGUUCACCGAGACAUCAAAGCUACUAAUGUGCUGCUUGAUCGGGACUUGAACGCCAAAAUAUCUGACUUUGGAUUAGCAAAGCUUGAUGAAGAGGAGAAGACGCACAUGAGCACCCGAGUUGCUGGGACAAUAGGAUACAUGGCACCAGAAUAUGCAUUAUGGGGUCACCUGACGUACAAAGCAGAUGUUUACAGUUUUGGAGUAGUGGCCUUGGAAAUUAUUAGUGGGAAGAACAACAAUAAUUAUAUCCCAAGUGAUGACUGGGUUUGCCUUUUAGAUUGGGCUUGUCAUUUGCAACAAACUGGAAACUUGUUGGAGCUAGUUGAUGAGAAGUUAGGGUCUGAGUUUGACCAAAAAGAAGCAGAGAUCAUGGUUAAAGUGGCUCUGAUUUGUACAAAUGCCUCUGCAUCACUUAGGCCUAGCAUGUCCGAGGUGGUGAGCAUGCUUGAAGGACAAACCCCUGUUCCUGACGUGAUCCCAGAACCAAGUACCUAUAUAGAAGAUUUGAGGUUCAAGGCCAUGAGAGACCUCCACCGGCAGAGGCAAGAUCAUAGUUUAAGUAUCAGUCGAACACAGCAUUCAACUACGGUCCACACAUUCGAGUCUACCUCUACGUCCGGCCUUGAAUUCUCUGAAAUCAAUCCAGACUCAACACCCUCUUGACAGUUGUGGACAUUCUGGUUAUAUAGUAGCACGUAUGUUGUUUGUAGUCUUCGGAAACGCAUAUGCAGAUUAGCUGUGUCCAUAUUUUCUUUUCUGUACAUAUUUUGUUCAAUUUUCUAUUAGCUUUAUUCGUUCCAUGUUUAUAUCUGCAAACAACAAUAAUAACAAUAUAAAUAUUAUUCAAUUGAAGAUUCAAUUUAAUUCGUUCA